Messenger RNA from Choloepus didactylus (southern two-toed sloth), 264 nucleotides. RefSeq names its product small ubiquitin-related modifier 2-like. Gene Ontology annotation, molecular function: ubiquitin-like protein ligase binding; protein tag activity. The coding region runs from base 1 to 264 and encodes 87 amino acids. NCBI's taxonomy places the organism in Eukaryota, Metazoa, Chordata, Mammalia, Pilosa, Megalonychidae. Gene Ontology annotation, cellular component: nucleus. The record is from RefSeq and is a predicted model, not a curated record. The transcript has 3 exons. Gene Ontology annotation, biological process: protein sumoylation.
AUGACCCUUCUUGAAGGGGAAGCGGCUCUUGCCUUGGCUGGUGAAAAACACAAAGAAGGAGCCAAGAUUGAGAACAAUGAUCAUAUUAACUUGUGGGUGGAGGGGCAGGAUAGUUCUGUGGUGCAGUUUAAGAAUAACAGGAAUAUACCACUUAGUAAACUAAGGAGAGCCCACUGUGAACAACAGGAUACAUCUGUACAGUUGGAAAUGGAGGAAGAAGAUACAGUUGAUGUGUUCCAGCUGCAGUCCAGAGGUGUCUACUAA